Messenger RNA from Symbiodinium sp. CCMP2456, 2244 nucleotides. NCBI's taxonomy places the organism in Eukaryota, Dinophyceae, Suessiales, Symbiodiniaceae. The record is from the annotation of a GenBank genome assembly.
AUGUUGAACGGCUCCAAGGAUCCGGAACGACCGAAGCAAGCUGUGAUCUUGGCGGCCGGCCGCGGCUCACGCCUCGUGCCCUACACCGAUGCACUCCCGACGGCGUUGAUUUCCAUCGGUGGCAAGUCUAUGGUGGCUCACACGAUCUCGACUCUGCGUCGCCAAGGGGUCCAAAGCUUCUACCUGUGCCGGGGCUGGAAAGGAGAUGUUUUCGAUGAGCACCUGAGCUCGCUGGGCGACGGAGUCCAGUUGAUCGACUGCCCCGAUUUUGCAACGACUGGGAUGCUGGAGAGCUUGCGCGUUGCACUGCCACAUGUCCGACCUGGGCCCUUACUGGUUUGUUAUGGGGACAUCAUCUUCCGCCACAGCGUGGCACGGCAGCUGCUGGAAACCACAGGAGGCAUCGCCGCAGUGGUCAACGCGGCGGCUCCUGGUAAGGAAAGCAAGGGCUUCAACGAGGUUGAAGUGGUCGCGGCCACUGGCACUGGGCCCGACCGCACCAUACGUCGAAUCGGCAAGGGUCGGCGUGUGAGCGAGUGUGACUGCGCCGGGGAGUUUGCUGGGUUGGUGAAGUUCUCUACAUCUGGGAGAGCUAUCAUGGAGGAAGUCGUUCGCCGGCUCUUCCAGGAGGACAAGUCCUGCACCGGCCAAGCAUGGAGCUUGCCUUGGUGGCUUGAGCCUGUCGGCAGGGCCAGCCUGUGCGACCUGCUUCAACUCAUGGCCGACGAGGGCAUCUGCAUCUCCCUGGCCAUGGUUUUUGGUGGAUGGCAUGAGGUUAACACACCGCCGGACUUGACGAGGGCGUGGAAUGACACUGCGCUGUUCCUGUCGGAAGAGGACACCGUCACCCAAGUGAAGGCCAUGGGCGCUUGCCUCCUGAGUGAGGCCAAUGACCUGAAGCGGCCGCUGCCAAUUGUCGCCAAGGAGCUCAAUGUCAACUUGGAAAGGCUUGAGUGCUUGCUGAAAGGCAAUCUAGAAGUGAGUGACGCACUGGAUAUCAUGCGCAAGAUGAGUGAGGUUUAUGCCGUGCCGCUGAAUGACUUGUGGUUGGAUGCAGAUGACACCGAUGCUGGAGUUCGAGUCUUCACCAUGGAAGCUUCGGAGUCGUCUGCUCGCAUACUUGACAGAAAGGACAGGACAGGCAGCAGAACGCCCUACUAUGAGUAUCGCGACGCUGCCAUGAGCCGCUGCAGCCAGUUUCGGCCAGAGUGGAUCAAGGUGCUUCGUGUGGUUGCCUCUGGAGAUCCGCUUGACCCGGAUGUUCAAAUGAACAAUGGGCAUUUGAUGAUGCAGACCACUCUCUUUAUUGGCCCUGUGGACUUCUACUACACCGACAGGCAUGGAAGGGUUCACCGCAAGGAGAUGAACACUGGAGACAGCAAUUAUAUUUCGCCGUUUGUGCCACACUCAUUCACUGCCCGUGCGGGAAGUCCGGAAGCCAUCAUCAUAGCAGUUACAUACGGCGGCGCUGUGCGUCGGGCCUUCACCGAGCUUUCACGUGUGGGUGCAAAGCAGGUUGCCGCGCUGGCUGGUGACUCUCGCAACCCAGAAGAAGCCCGCGAAUGUGUCCUGAAGCGUUGCCUGGCCGCAGAAUGCUUGAGCCCAGCUGAAUUGGUCUCUGCAUUGGCACCGGGCGUGGCCGAAGGCCGUGCUUGGGAGCUUCUCCGAGGAGCGGAGGCCAGCAGCAACGAGAUUCAGAGUCUCGCAGAUGUUCUGAACGUGCGCGUGUCUGAUUUGCUGGUCAGCCCUCUUGAAGACGAGGAGGAGGUUGUUGUGACGUAUGCAGAGAAGAGCCAGCAACAUGCUCGUCGGAUGAACGGCUAUGUGCUCUUGCCUGGUGCCCGGACGAGGCACCAGCCGGACUUGAAGACCUUCGACCUGGAGGUGCUCGAGUCUGCAACCCCCGGCGAGAGUCUCAGCUGUGGGCUGCACACUUUCGUCUACCACUUCGGCUCCGAAGCUGUCGAGCUGAGGUGGUCCACGAGACUGGGGGCUUCACGUGCUACAAUCCUACGACCAGGAGAUUCCUCCUACAUUGCGCCCUUAGUGGAGCACAGCUUCUCUGUUCUUCCUGGGGCUGCGCAGGAGCCGGGGAUGAACGGUGCAGCCUGCGGAAAGGGGCGGCACCUCUUCCUUGUGCGCAUCCCCGGGCAGCUGUCAGGUGAGACGCUCGCCGAGUUUGCCACAUUUUCCACCCAUGGCCGUGAGCGUGUCGGAGCAGAAACGGUGCAGUGGUACAAUUGA